Messenger RNA from Alternaria incomplexa, 1593 nucleotides. RefSeq lists its product as uncharacterized. The coding region runs from base 1 to 1593 and encodes 530 amino acids. Lineage: Eukaryota; Fungi; Ascomycota; Dothideomycetes; Pleosporales; Pleosporaceae. Gene Ontology annotation, molecular function: carbohydrate:proton symporter activity. The transcript has 4 exons. The record is from RefSeq and is a predicted model, not a curated record. Gene Ontology annotation, biological process: carbohydrate transport; transmembrane transport. Gene Ontology annotation, cellular component: membrane.
AUGGGUCUCCUUACCAUCGUCGAAGAUCGACCAACACCAAAGGCGGUUUACAAUUGGAGAGUCUACACAGCAGCUUGCAUUGCAUCAUGGGCAGCAUGCAUGAUCGGCUACGACAGUGCCUUCAUUGGCACGACUUUGGCCCUACCAUCCUUCGUUGAGGAAUUCCGUUUUGCGGAGAUGGACCCCGCCGAGUUGAAUCUGACAAAGGCCAACAUCGUCUCGGUGUACCAAGCUGGUGCAUUCUUCGGAGCUUUUGGAGCGUAUGCGUCCAGUCACUACAUUGGCAGGAGGAAGUCGCUCAUUCUCUGGGUACUCAUUUUCAUUUUGGGUGCUGGCAUGAUGCUGGGUGCCAAUGGCGACCGAGGCCUCGGUUUGAUCAUUGGUGGUCGUGUACUUGCAGGUCUGGGAGUUGGUGGAUGCAGCAACAUGGUUCCUAUCUACAUUUCCGAAUUAUCACCACCAGCUGUGCGCGGACGACUGGUCGGUAUCUACGAGCUCGGCUGGCAAAUGGGAGGUCUCGUUGGAUUCUGGAUCAACUACGGUCUUCAGGAGACAAUGGAGCCUUCCCACAAGCAAUGGAUCAUUCCAUUCGCUGUGCAACUCAUUCCUGCCGGCUGCCUCUUGCUUGGCGCCUUCUGGAUGCCGGAAUCACCUCGAUGGUGUCUGACCAAGGGAAAGCGCGAACAAGCACUGAAGGACCUAUGCUGGAUCCGUAACCUUCCCCAAGACCACACAUAUAUUAUGGAGGAGCUCGAUGCCAUAGAUGCUCAGGUCGAACAUGACAGAAUCACCGUCGGACCUGGAUUCUGGAAGCCGUUCCUUGCGCUCAAACAACGCAAGGUACAAUACCGCAUCUUCCUUGGUGGCAUGCUGUUCCUUUGGCAGAACGGAUCCGGUAUCAACGCAAUCAACUACUACUCUCCAACUGUCUUCAAGAGUCUCGGCGUCACAGAAGGCUUCCUUACCACUGGUAUCUUCGGUGUCGUCAAGUGCGUUCUGACCUUUGUCUGGCUCAUCUGGCUCAUCGAUCGUCUCGGCCGCACUAAGCUUCUCAUGUUCGGCGCUCUGGGUGGAUCUUUGUGCAUGUGGUACAUCGCUGCCUACAUCAAGAUCGCUGACCCAACGAACAACAAGAACGCCUCGGGCGAACUCUCCUCCGGCGGUAUCAGCGCAGUCUUCUUCUUCUACCUCUGGACCGCCUUCUACACCCCUUCGUGGAACGGUACUCCAUGGGUCAUCAACUCUGAGAUGUACAGCCAGCAGACCCGCUCCUUGGGUCAAGCAUUCGCUGCGGCAAACAACUGGUUCUGGAACUUCAUCAUCUCUCGCUUCACACCCCAGAUGUUUGCCACCAUGGGCUACGGCGUAUACAUGUUCUUCGCAUGCCUCAUGCUGCUCUCUAUACCCUUUGUCUUCUUCUUGAUACCCGAGACAAAAGGAGUCCCGCUUGAGCGCAUGGACGAGCUUUUCACCAUCAAGCCCGCUUUCAAGGCGCAUGGUAUCCUUGUGGACAGGAUGAAGGAGAAUGAGGAAGUAAACUUGACGAUUAGGGACGAGAAGGCAAGGGCAGAUGAGCAUACUGAAAUGGCUUGA